AUGAACGCCAUUCUCGACAUUGCAUCUGCGCACCCCGCCGCCCUCGCGUUUACCUGCCUCUCGCUCCUUGUGAUUCUGCGCGCCGCGUACCUUCUCCUUCUCUCGCCUCUCGCCGACGUUCCUGGCCCGUGGUAUGCUGCGGUGUCGGACCUCUGGCUUACGACACACGUUCUCCGACUUCAGCAAUGCAAGACCGUACACGCCCUCUUCGAACGCUACGGUCCUGUAGUGCGCGUCGGGCCUAACCAGGUUGUGUUCCGGGACAGCGUUACUGCCAAGACCGUGUACAACAACUCCCGAUUCUCCAAGAGCCCGUACUACAAGAGCUUGACCAUGAAUGACAAUGACCAUGCCAUGACCUGCCUCGAACACUCCGAACAUGCGCAGCGUAAGAAGGGAUAUGUCCCCCACUACGCAAUCUCCAACAUCGCCCUCUUUCAGCCAGAACUUCACCAGUACACCGUGGACCUCGUUGAGGUACUUGAGCGCAUCGGUGGCCGCGACACGCCGGACACUCUCAAUCUUUUCCGCCAGUAUCUUGUUGACGUUAUCUCCUCUGCAUCUUUCGGUUUCCAUGUCGGCGCACUCGGCAAGUGGGCCAUGGACCGUGAAGACAAGCUUGUUACCGCCAUUGGCGAUUUCCCCAAGCGCGGCAUUCUUCGGAGCGCUCUCCCUUCCUGGCUCUGGGAUCUCUUAUGCCGCAUCCCCCACCAACGCUGGCAACUCUUCUGCCACGCCGACUCGACGAUGUCCGAGUUUGUCAGCGCGCGUGUGUACGAGGCCCGCAACCAGAUGACUUCUGGUGGCAGCCCAAGCCACAAGGCGCUUGUUCACCGCCUUCUCGAGCACAAGAUCGGCGCCAACGGCGCACCUAUGCCCGACAAGGACAUCAUCGCCGAGCACAUGGGUCACCUUGUUGCUGGCGUCGACACCUCGUCGACGACGCUCUCAUACAUCUGCUGGGAGCUGAGCCGCCGCGCUGACGUCGCGCAGAAGCUGCACGCUGAGCUGGACAUGGUCAUGCCCGACGGCAAGACCAUCCCGGACCUCAUUGUCCUGCAGAACCUGCCGUACCUCACCGCUGUGAUCAAGGAGGGACUCCGCCUCUACGGCGCAGCACCCAGCCUGCUCCCUCGCACGGUCCCGAACUCCACCUCGCGUUCAAGUGCCUUCUCUGAGCCCUUCGACCUCAUGGGCUACGCGAUCCCGCCCGGCACGACCGUUGCGACGCAGGGUUGGUCCACCAACCGCGAUGCCAGCAUCUUCACCGCGCCUGAUGCGUUUGCACCUGAGCGUUGGCUCUCCGCAACGCCGGACAUGGAGCGUGCGCUCAUGGCCUUUGGCACUGGCACGCGCGCCUGCGGCGGACAGAACCUUGCACAGGCUGUUCUUCGCAUCUGCGUCGCCUCGAUCGCGCGUAACUUCGACAUCGUUGCGCCCGAGCACACCGACGAGCAGAGCAUGGACAUCCGUGAUAGCUUCGUGAUCUUCCCUGCCGCCAUGAAGUGCGACCUGACUUUCUACCCGCGCCACCGCUGA
Peniophora sp. CBMAI 1063 is the source of this 1539-nucleotide messenger RNA. NCBI's taxonomy places the organism in Eukaryota, Fungi, Basidiomycota, Agaricomycetes, Russulales, Peniophoraceae. The record is from the annotation of a GenBank genome assembly.